CGUCUGUCCGUUAGUACGGUACGCGGGCACUCCUCGAUAUUCGUGCUGCAUUUGGCCCAAGCAUCAUCUCGAGAAGAGCAACAGUUAUGCCCUCAGAUCAUCGCGUCAUUGGCUGACACGGUCUAAUAUCAAACUUCGUCACGCGUCUAUACGCGUACGUAUGGCGUAUGGCUUGUUCUAUGGUAUGGCAUCGCGGGACAUUGUUCUUUGCUUCUUCCUCGCCGCCUUCCUGUAUUCAAGUUUCGGUCAAGCGAUGCCAAAGUCCGAGGUCCAGCCCGAAUUUCUAGCACUUCUGGAGAACCAUACGGUCACUCAAGGUCGUGACGUCUCCUUCACCUGCGUCGUUAAUCAUCUUCAAUCUUACAAGGUUGCCUGGAUAAAGUCGGACUCCAAAGCAAUUCUGGCCAUUCAUACACACAUGGUCGCUCAUAACCCACGCCUGUCUGUCACUCAUAACGGACAUAACACGUGGAAACUGCACGUGACCAACGUUCAACCGAACGAUUCUGGCACGUACAUGUGUCAAGUUAAUACGGAUCCUAUGAGGAGUCAGACGGGACAUAUGAAGGUAGUGAUACCGCCCGAUAUCAUGGAUUUGGACGACUCGGCUGAUCUAACGGCUAAAGAGAACAGUGAUCUGCGAUUACGAUGUCGAGCCACAGGGACACCGAAACCUACGGUCACUUGGCGGCGAGAAGACGGCCGAAAUAUCACCCUUCGAACGGAGCAUGGUGUCCAAAGAGUGAAAUCGUACGAAGGGGAAGAGCUUCACCUAAGGGGUAUUCUACGACAGGAGAUGGGGUCGUACCUAUGCAUCGCGUCAAAUGGUGUACCACCGACGGUCAGCAAAAGAUAUUACGUGAACGUUCGUUGUAAGUGGCGGAGUCGCUCUUCAAAAUUUCCCGAACAAACUUACAUAAUUAAUAAUAGUUUUCUCGGCGCAGUUAAACCGCUGAUUAAAGUGUCCAACGAAUUAGUAGCAGCCCCGGCUAACAGCGACGUCGUUCUUCAUUGUUACGUCGAGUCAUCGCCGAAAGCAUUGAACACAUGGUACAGAGAGGACGGUAUAAAAUUAUUGCCGGACGAGAAACACAAUCUGUCGGAGGUCACGUUGAACGACUACGCGUAUCAAUUAAAUUUCACUAUCAAGAGAUUGAACAGGGACGACUUUGGAAGCUACACGUGUUCCGCGGAAAAUCUACUCGGCAAGGCUGACGGGACGAUAAGACUUCAAGAGUCACAUUUAACGAGGACCACUUCGGUACCGAUACGUAACACGGAAUUCAUCGGUAAACACGGGCCGAAAAAGCAGACCGAUAGGAAAGGGAAGCUCCAUUUGUUCGGCCGAGAAGGAGCUGGUUCGUUGUCGAAAAAUAGUGGAAAUAUAGGUCAUACAACGCCUAUGCUCCGAAGGAACAGUUCGAACGCUUUGACGGACAGCAACGCGAAAAAAUCGAAAGUUUCAUCAUAUCCGGCACCCGCACCUGCGCCAGCGAAUUUUGCACCGACACAACUGAACGUCCAGAACAGCGUCACAUCCUCGCGACACUCGCGAUUAAACUGCGUAGGAUUAAUGCUCGCUUUCAUAGUGAUAGUGAUCUGUAGCUCGUAAAGCUUCACCGUUUCGUAUGUACGGAAGAGUACAAAUCACCCUUUUUUCCCACCCCCUCUCGCGUCUAGGAUACACGGAAGCUCCUAUCGCGUGUACACUACCUACGAAAGCUACUCUUACGUACGAACAAACUACCUUCGAGAGAGUUAUACUUGUGUUCAAAUUACACCAUAGUUUCCCAACCGAGGUAAACCGACGGGGUGCUGUUAGCCUUAGAUAGAGUUUCAAUUAAUUUUUCAAGUAAAAUUACAUUGAAACUUUUACACUUAAGUAUUUUACUUUCUUUAUUUUCAAUAUCACGUUUUAAAGUUACGAAAUUACACGCACAAUUACACUUGCAAAUUUUAGUAGUAGCAGGCGCUGCACCCGAGGGGCGUGGUGAGCUAAAAAGGGUUGGAAAACUAUGGGCUACGGCUAUGCUCACAAAAGUUACCAUUGUGUUCAUUAUAUCCUCUGUACAGUUACCUUUAUACUAAGUUUGAAAAAAUGACCCUUUAAUCAGAGUUCACUUUGACCGAUUUAUUAGAAUGAAAAAGCUCGGUAAAAUCCGAGGAGGAUUCCUACUCCAUCCAACGGGACCGAGACAGUAAAUGCGUACAAAUUCACGGCUUACAAACCUCGACCGAAACGUUUGAAGAACUGGAAACAACUGAGCUUUGGCCCUGCAUCGAGCGCAUGAAUUUCCAAACAUAUCCUGACUCGUCCCGAUGGACGGAUUAUAGUGAUUUGCAAGAGGAAGGUCAAUGAACAUCAUCGACUUCGGACGAUAGAUGCGCGACACAUGAUCAUUCUACGGUGUAAAUAACGAACUGUUUCUAUGACAAUAACUGUAGCUGUAUACGAUGAAAUCGGUAGAAGAACGCUAUUGAUCACCGAUCGACCCGAUAACCGUCGUAAUUAGCCAAAGUUCUCAUGAAAGUUCGUUUCUUCCUAAACACGGAUGUACAGUUAUUUUCGAAAGAACUGAACUGUUGUGAGUUAUUUAGUGCGGGUGCAUGUUGAAACGAACUUCUGAGGCAAUCGCGAUAAAAAAUGAUAUUGAUUUAUUGUUGAUUUUCAGAGCGAUCAAACCGAUAGGCGAUUUUACACGGCCGAUCUAUCGACGUUUGUUAAACGUUCUCGACAACAUACAUGGAUGUAUUAUUUAUUGAUGUUAACGUCUCGGUUGUGUAUUCGUGUAUAUAAUCUAAGACAAUAAACGUUGUUUUUACCAUAA
Messenger RNA from Osmia lignaria (orchard mason bee), 2828 nucleotides. Its product is annotated as lachesin. Gene Ontology annotation, cellular component: neuron projection. Lineage: Eukaryota; Metazoa; Arthropoda; Insecta; Hymenoptera; Megachilidae. The record is from RefSeq and is a predicted model, not a curated record.